This is a messenger RNA of Candidozyma auris, 1671 nucleotides long. RefSeq lists its product as uncharacterized. Gene Ontology annotation, cellular component: cytosol; nucleus; cytoplasm. Lineage: Eukaryota; Fungi; Ascomycota; Pichiomycetes; Serinales; Metschnikowiaceae. Gene Ontology annotation, biological process: protein refolding. Gene Ontology annotation, molecular function: Hsp70 protein binding. The transcript has a single exon. Bases 1 to 1671 code for a protein of 556 amino acids. The record is from RefSeq and is a predicted model, not a curated record.
AUGGUGCUCGAGACUUACCUAUAUGACUUACUAGCCGUGUCCCCUUCAGCUUCCGGGGACGAGAUCGGCAGAGCAUACAAAAAGGUGGCUCUCAAGUACCAUCCGGAUAAAACCAAUCACGAUCCAGAGCUCACAGAAAAGUUCAAGGAGGCUACACGAGCAUAUGAGAUUCUAAGAGAACCACACACAAGAAGCGUUUACGACGCAUACGGCGUUGAUGGGCUCGACGGCACCGCUGCUUCGAAGCAAGAACGCCAGAGACAGCAACAGCAGCAGCAAAGACAGAGCCAACGCAGAGGAGGGGGCUUUGGUCGGUUUCCAUUCCAACAGGACUUGUUUGCGCAAAUGUUUGAUGACAUGAACUCGGUAUUCUCGAGCUCGCCAUUUGAUGACCAUUUUGGUUUCUUCGGAUCCUCUCCAAUGACCGGUGCUGCUGGCAGCAUGGGCAUGAACUUCAAUAUGAACAUGAACGCAGGCGGCAAACGUGUGGUGCAGCCUGCGCCCGCAGCGCCAACCAGAGUUCAGCAGGGUGCUGAUAUCGAGCACACAUUCAAAGUGACUUUAUCAGAUAUGUAUUUCGGCAGGUUGGCCAAAUUCCAGCUUCCUAGACGUGCUAAGUGCGCCAAGUGCGACGGUUCCGGAAGCUUGAACCCGAAAGUUUGCCGGCAGUGCAAAGGAUCGGGCCGAGUCAUGGUUACCAUCACCAAUAGAAUGUCGCACAUUCAAGAAGUUAGCGCUUGCCAGACAUGUAGAGGCACAGGCACGUUUAGUGCUCCAAAUGAAAGGUGCCGUGAAUGUGAUGGCGGCUACGUGAUGGAGAGAAAGAUCCUCAAUGUGCAGAUAUUGCCUGGUCUGAAGAGCGGAGAUAAAUGUAUCAUUCAAGGCAUGGCGGAUGAAGGCAAAAACAUGAUUCCUGGCGAUGUGAUAAUCCACCUUCAAGAAGUGCCACAUCCCUCUCUCGUGAGACGUAACAACGACCUAUAUUUGGAGCAGGACAUCGACCUCAGGACUGCCAUGAUUGGUGGUUAUGUUGUUGUGCAUGAUUUCAUCAAUCCAGGUGAGGAUCUCAAGAUCUAUGUGAAUGUUCAUGGUAACGAUGCCAUCAAUGAUUCUAUCAAUUCUGAGAUCAAGCACGGAGAAAUUGUCGGUUCCAUCAAUCCGAACAGCCCAAAAAUCGUCAAGGGAAUGGGUAUGCCCAUUAAUCACAAUAUCAAAAAUGGAAGGUAUUUUCAGAGCGACGAUUUAGACGGUGACGCUUCUCAUUUGAAGCGUGGAGAUUUAUUUAUUAAGUUCAAUGUUCAGAUCCCUUCACUAGACCAGUUUUCUAGUAUUCAAGACAUUGCUACACUCUCGAAAGUUUUGCCUGGAAAAGCAGACGAUCAGCCAGACAAACCCUUUGCACAUGAACAACAUCUCUCAAACAUACCGGGAGACCAACCAAAUGGGGUUUUUAAACCCGACGAAUACGAUUACGAUCAGAUUGAGGUCGAUAGCCAAGAUCUGAAGGAGGAAGAACAAGACGAUCUCUUCUAUUUGGGGAAAUGGUCUAAAGAGGCACAAAACUGCAAGAAGAAGCGCCGAUUUAACGAGCAGCAUCAGCAGCAGCAGGAGCAGCCUUUCAGUAAGCCAGGGAGAUCAUAUGAUGCGGGAAACCCCGAAGUCCGCUGCUAA